Pristis pectinata (smalltooth sawfish) is the source of this 2361-nucleotide messenger RNA. RefSeq lists its product as uncharacterized. The transcript has 10 exons. Bases 64 to 1227 code for a protein of 387 amino acids. Gene Ontology annotation, biological process: neuromuscular synaptic transmission. The record is from RefSeq and is a predicted model, not a curated record. Gene Ontology annotation, molecular function: protein binding. Lineage: Eukaryota; Metazoa; Chordata; Chondrichthyes; Rhinopristiformes; Pristidae.
UGUUCAGCAUGCAGUGAUGCUUCACCAAGUCCCAGAAUAAGCAGCCCAGGAAGAACCGAAGCAAUGAGGGAACAGCUCCAACAUACGCAGAGCAACAAUCGGCAGGUGGCCUCCACAGAACCAAGUCAUGGUUCACUGUCCACUCCUUCUACAAGUAACAAAGAUGCUUCUCAGCUCCGCGUAUCAAGUUUACACAAUGAAUUGGAACGUACAAAAGUAAAGGCUCAUCUGCAAGCUCGAGAAAAGGGGAAGGAGAGACUGCGCCCAUCAAAGUUUGCUGAGCAAUUUUACUGCAGCUCUGAAGAUUGCUUUGAGAUCCCGUAUGGCCAGGCAUGCAAUGAUUCAAGUGACUUAAGAAGCAUAAUGAGCUCUGGAGAGACUGACAUACAUCUGGGAAUGACAGCAAGUAGCAAUCUGUCAGAUAGGUUUGCGUUAGAUCUUAAAGGGCACAGCAAGAAGCAUCCAUAUGGUGGAUGGAGACCGUCAAAGGUGGCACAAGAGCCUCCUGCUCCAGUUGAUUCAGUGCAUAUUACUGACACAGUUGGCCAGAAUGCCCUGAUGAUUGUUUGGGAGCAGCCUUCUAUGGAUGAAACGGAAUGCAGCAAUGGAACAUUUGUUCAAGGUUACAGGAUAUUCAUCGAUGGAGAGUUUCACAAGUCAGUAAAGGGAUCGGAUUGCACAAAGGCCGUGUUGGAAGGUCUUGACUUAAGUGUGCCAUUUCAAGUCAGUGUCCAGACUGUUGGAGUCAAUGGGCUGGUUUCUGGGAAGGUUCAUGUCCCAUUUCUGAAUUGCCGGCCACAUAAAGUUUUAUCAGGACAGCCCUGCCUUGCACCAUCCGGUCAGGCCGGUGAGAGGUCUGAGCUACCAGAGGAAACUAGAUUCACAUUCCUGCCAACACAGUCUAUGUGGAGAAAGUUCAUUGCUGUUUAUGACUAUAAUCCAUUGCAAGACAGCCCCAAUAUUCAUCCAAGCCAUGAACUGGCUUUUAAAGAGGGUGAUACCAUUUGGGUGUAUGGAAAGCAAAGAAGAAAUGGCUUCUGUGAGGCAGAGGUUCACGGAAGGUAUGGUCUAGUACCAAUCUGUUUCCUUGAGGACACCAGCACUGGAUUGCCAAAUACAUUGAAGCAAAAAGCACCCUGGUCAGUUAGUACACCUCCAGGAUAUGAUGGGAUGCCCAAGCUAUCUAGCUCCUCAGAAUACCUCCACAAGCAAAACUCAAACAGGUGACUAUUGAUGAGAAGAGUAUGAAUGUGGUAUGAAGUUUAAAGAAUGCAGGCUUUGUCUGGAAGGUCUAAACAUGCACUGCUGUUUGUCAAAGAAACUUCUUUAGAAAAUCUUCUAUGAAUUGCUGCAGUCUCUGAGUACAGGCUGGGAGUCUCUGCUGAAUGAUUUUUUUUCUCCACUCCCAAUUAGGUGCUAAAUCCCAACAAAGCUGCAGCCUUGAAUUAAUCUUUGCCUUUAAUUUGUUGCCAGGUAUUUAAUUCUCAUACUACCUCUCCACCUUAGUCCAAUUUUGUAUUCCUUGCCAAAAUUCCAGAUUGUUGCACUUGGUCUUUUGUGUCAAAUGUCCUGGUGCACUUUUCAUUUUUUUUUAGAAUAAAAAAACAGAGUUAGUAGCUAACUAAACAUGAAAUAAAAUGGAACCAAUCUGAAUUCUAAAUAGAAUGGAAAAGUAUUGCAGUGCCAUUGUUCUGCUUCUGAAAACAGAUAAAGAACAGCACAUUUAUUUUAGAAAUAACGAAGCUCAGCAUAUAAUAUUGCCUAUUCAAUCACUGUAAGUUUUAAACAUAUUGUAUAGGUGUAUGCAUCUAAUAUUUAAUGUAUUUUAGUUAAUGAUCAAUAUCUUGGAGAAAGAGAAAACAGAAGACCCUCCCGUUGAAUUAAUUCACACAACCCAUUUAAUCGUGUAAAUGCAUCUUCUGUUAUUAUGUGACCGUUGGGUGUUGAAAUCUGUACAAGUGCUGAAGAUGAAGGAACAAAACCAUGCAUAGCUUUCCUGGUGGCACUUUUUUAAAAAAAACAUUCUUUUUGAGCACAGCUUUCAGUAAACAAAUUUGUUUAACAUUUCACUUCUUUUGAAGUGUAUCUCAGGACUGUUCAGGGGCAAUAGUGCUUUCUUGUCAUUUGUUCUAUAUUUGUAUAUUAUGUGUACAGUUUAAGACUGCUUGUUUGCACUUUUCAUUGUCUAUUGCACCUGAAUAAGAAAUGUACUUUUAAAUUUAUUUUUAAAAAAAUGAAACUGCACUACGAGAUCAGUUUAAAAAAAGUAAAACUUCUGUUCUUAAAUUUGCGCUUGCAAGUAAAUUCCUUCUAAUACAUAGACAAUAAGUCUGAAAGGAUAGUUUAUUGAUGGCUGCUGUA